GUGUUGGUGUUGGAUGAGUCAGUCGCAUCGUAGCGGGCGACCACGGAGGUUGUGCCGAAUGCGGGACGUCUGCUAGCCAUUGUUUAUGUUGUGUGUGGAUGUGUGGAUUCAUCUUUGAUGCAGUGAUUGGUGAUUAAACGUGUGCUCUUUCGUUUGUGCCGAGCCCAGUCGAGCUCUGGCCAGGCGUAGUCUGUGUUCUCCGUGCCUGGAUACGUUGUUUGGUGCGUUGGUUACCGCGGCGUCUGUUGGAGCCAAGCGUCGUAACGGUUGUGGCAAUGGUGGACAUGUAAAUUGUUGUUCUUAGACUGGUACCUGCAGAUCUGGAAUAGUGCUGCUCUUCUGUUGAAAAAGACGAGAUUACCACAAGUUUUCCAAGAUGGCUAAAUUCAGUUUUGGUGCGGGUAUUUCAUUGAAUACCAAUCACGACGGUCUCCUCAGCGUGUCUGAAGAUUGUUUGACAUCGCUCAUUAAGAACGAGCCCAUAUCCAACUACUACCAUGUGGAGCAAACUCCAUUUGCCAGGGGCAAGUUCGCCGCCGUGCGCAAGUGCACGCACCGCGUGACGAGCGUCGAGUACGCGGCCAAGUUCAUCCGCAAGCGCCGCCGCUCCAUGGACCAGCGCCAGGAGAUCCUGCACGAGGUGGCCGUGCUGCGCCUGGCCGGGCGCGCGGGCUCGGCGCGCAUCGUGCGCCUGCACGAGGUGUACGAGACGCCCCAGGAGAUCGCCAUCGUGCUCGAGCUAGCUGCGGGCGGCGAGCUGCAGCGCGUGGUGGACCUGCAGGACGGACUGCAAGAGGUGGAGGCUGUGCAGGUGAUGCGCCAGGUCCUCGAGGGGCUCAUCUUCUUGCACGACCACAACAUAGCCCAUCUGGACCUCAAACCUCAAAACAUGCUCCUUACUGGAAACUACCCUGAAUGUGACAUCAAACUUUGUGACUUUGGCAUAUCGAGGGUCAUUCGCAGUGGUAUUGAAGUGAGAGAAAUACUGGGAACACCAGAUUAUGUUGCUCCAGAAGUCCUCAGCUAUGAACCCAUCAGUCUAGCCACUGACAUUUGGUCUGUGGGCGUCCUAGCUUAUGUGCUUUUGAGCGGUUACUCACCUUUUGCUGGAGAUACUAAACAAGAAACAUUCUGCAAUAUUUCCCAGUGCACUUUGAAUUUCCCAGAAGAACUCUUUGAGGGUGUUUCUGAAGAUGCUAGAGAUUUUAUUAGAACAACAUUGCAAACAGAUCCAGGAUGCCGUUUAUCAGCCCGACAGUGCCUAGAACACCCUUGGCUCAGCUUCAAGACACCUUUACUUAUCGACUCCCUCAGUUCAUCCGUUAUAAACAGUUGUAUUGAGUCUGGCGUUUUUAGCAAAGAAAACAGUGUGGAGAGGGAGCAGGGGGAAAAUCAGGCAGACAACUCCGUGUCGAGCUUGGAGACCAGCAGCAGUAGUUGCAGUGUCAGUCCGAGCCCCAGCCCGUCGCCCAUUAGCAGCUUAUCACUUGCAAGCUCCACCUACAGUCGGUCGCAGUCGACGCCGGGUACCAACGGUGUGGUGUGCGGGCGACGGUCCUCACAUCCGCUCAUCAACGCCGGGGUGACGGUAGGCGUCGCAGACUCCGUGGCCGUGUCCGUGUCGUCGCCCGUGUCCAGUAGACAUCAGCUGGCCACCAUGCUCACGAGCUCCCCUGUCGAGAUUACAGUGGACCGGGGGAUCAUUUGCUAGCAUUUGGCCACGCUGGGGUUCUGCUUGUUCUCCCGGCUCUUCGGAUCAAACAACAACUCCUCUAAUCGGCAGCCCAAGCGGGUGCAGCAAUAAGGAAUGCGUGUUUGUGUGUGUGUGUGUGUCGUAUCUGCGUGUGCAAUUGCAACUUAUUGCUGUUCAUGUGUGUUGAACAUGCGUGAAUAGGCCAGAUGUUUACCUGAUUAAUGUACAUUUUUGUUUCCUCCCUUAUUGUUUUGAUUGUGUAUGUGUGUAUGUGUUUUUGAGAAUGACUGUGGGUUGUGAAUGUGUUUUAAUGUGUUCGUGGCUUUCAAAGCCAAUAAAAUUGUAAGACAUAGUGUGAUACUCAAAUCGUAAAGGCCAUGAGGAACUUUAGGUUUGUAAUUGUAAUUUUAUGCCUCACCAAUUCUACUGUAAGAUUUGAAAAAAGUGAUCCAAAUGUGGCUAGCAGAAUCACAUCCACUCUUUCAUGUUAUGUGAAAAAGAUACUUAGUUGUGAUUUGAUAACUUCAUUUAUAAUCAAUAUUGUGUAAAUGGGAGUUUUAUGGUUGUUGUAAGGUAAUUUUAAAAUAUUUAUUGGAAUCAGUUAAAAUUUUCUCAUCAAGUGAUAACACUUCUGUUUGUAGUUGAGCAUAUUCUGCAUGUUAUGUGAUACUUUUUUUUAUGGUUGCCUCAAAAAUUUCAUCUGUGUUUUUAUUGUUUUUUGUGAGUGUUGAGGCCUUGUUAGUGAGAGACAGUUGGCCAUAGGGAAAAUUUCCUUUUCCAGCAAGGGACCAUAUUCUUUUUCUCAUUCAAAGACUUUGAUAAAUAUUUCAUUUGACUUACAAUUGUCUGAUUGAUCUGACUUUCAAAAAUAUUGGACUACAUGCUGCUUUAUUGCUCUCGCUCGAUGUUAAGGUUAUUGAUCACUGCCAUGAGGAAAAUCUAAGACCAUUGUCCAAGCUGAGUUUUUUUUCUUGAACCAAGGAUUUCAAGUGCCUUGACACGUCUUUGACCAAAGUCUGUUCAAUAUUGUCAAUUCUUAUUAGCAGUGGUGCCAAAAACUAAUGCUUUCUGACUUUCUCCAAAGGAACCAAAAUUUAUGUUGACAUUGUGAGACAUUGUAUCACCCAAAACUUAUGUGCUCAACUCUGACCUCAGUUUUAUUUUGGACGUACAAAAUAUGUGAUUGUGGGACUUGACAAGUAGGGUGUAUAUAAAUUUAUUUGUGAUAUAGGGUUGGCUUUGUCGAGUAUGUUGGUUUAGUGUUAUUAUUUUCUUUUUUUUCAAUUUCUGUUUGUUAGUUCAGACUUUUUGCUCACUGUUACAGGCCUUUGAAAAUUCAUAAAUUUGGUAUUACGUUAAAUAAGUAACUCUGAUAUCCAUAUAUUUUCAAUGACAAGUUAUCGAAUUUUUGAAGACUAUCUCAAACCUUGUCGAAUUUCAUUCUUUUCUUCUGAAGCAACCAACAGAGGUAGUAUAUAAUUUCAUUACAAUGUUGUGUUUCUUUGGUCUCCUUUUUUCAAAAUUCAGUCAUUCCGUUUAAUUUUCAUUCAAAA
This is a messenger RNA of Frankliniella occidentalis (western flower thrips), 3246 nucleotides long. Its product is annotated as serine/threonine-protein kinase 17A. NCBI's taxonomy places the organism in Eukaryota, Metazoa, Arthropoda, Insecta, Thysanoptera, Thripidae. The record is from RefSeq and is a predicted model, not a curated record. Gene Ontology annotation, molecular function: ATP binding; protein serine/threonine kinase activity. Gene Ontology annotation, cellular component: nucleus. Gene Ontology annotation, biological process: positive regulation of apoptotic process; intracellular signal transduction; protein phosphorylation.